Molecule: messenger RNA, 5449 nt
Organism: Sorex araneus (European shrew)
Lineage: Eukaryota; Metazoa; Chordata; Mammalia; Eulipotyphla; Soricidae
Gene: SIGLEC1
Product: sialic acid binding Ig like lectin 1
Exons: 21
Coding region: 28-5103 (1691 amino acids)
Source: RefSeq, a predicted model, not a curated record
CAGACGGGACCUGCUCCAGAGCCGCCCAUGGACAUCCUCGGCCCGCUUGUGCUCCUGGCCGCCUCCGUGUCUCCGGGUUUGGGCUCCUGGGGCGUGUCCAGCCCCCAGAGAGUGGCGGGUGUCCAGGGCUCCUGCCUCCUGAUCCCCUGCGUCUUCUCCUACCCCGACAACGUGCGGGUGUCUGAUGGCAUCACGGCCAUCUGGUACUACGACCAGGCCGACAGUCGGAAGGUGGUGAGCCACUCGGCACAGCCUGAGCUGGUCGAGGCCCGUUUCCGCCAGCGGGCGCAGCUGGUGGGGCAGGUGAUGCACCGGACGUGCAACCUGCUGCUCAAGCAGCUACAGCCCGAGGACGCCGGCACCUACAAGUUCCGCUUCGAGAUCAACGGAGGCGACCGUUGGUUGGACGUCAUAGGCACCGUGGUGACCGUCACAGCCAUGCCCCAGACACCCACCCUGGUGUCACCAGCCAUGCUUCUGGAAGGCACCGAGGUGGACUUCAACUGCUCCACCCCCUACGCCUGCUUCAUGGAGCCCGCGAGGCUGCAGUGGGAAGGCCAGGACCGCGCCCGCUCCGCCACCUUGGACCACCAGAGGGUCGAGCCCACGGGCGUCAGCCUCACGCAGAUGCUCCACAUGGCACUGUCCUGGCGGGACCACGGCCGGACGCUGAGCUGCCGGGUCUUGCUGGGCGCACACCAGAGCCAGGGCCAGCUCCAGCUCCAAGUGCAGUAUACCCCCAAGGGUGUGUCUGCCCUCCUCCAGCCUUCGGAGCAGAACAUCCGCCUGGGGGAGCAGGUCACCCUCACCUGCCACGUGAACAGCAGCUACCCCGAGGUCCGCUCCGUGCAGUGGCUCAAGGAUGGCCAGUUGCUCCAGGUGGAGGGCCAGGUGCUGCAGCUGCCUCGGGUGGCCUGGAGUGACUCUGGGCUCUACGCCUGCCGCGCGGAGAACAGCGUGGGCUCCUCAGAAUCGGCCCCCGUCGACCUCCACAUCUUCACCGCUGAGGUCCAGGUGAGCCCCGCGGGCACCAUCGUGGAGAACCAGACGGUGACUCUGACCUGUACCAUGCCCAGAGAGGCCAACGGGACGCGCUACAGCUGGUACAAGAACCAGCAGCUCCUGGAGGGUGCCCAGGACGCCAGCCUCCGGCUGCACCCUGUCCGCAGGGCCGACUCCGGCUUCUACUUCUGCGAGGUGCUGAACGCCCGCGGGCGGGCACGCUCGGGGCCCGUCAGCCUGGUGGUCCAGUACCCGCCCCUUGCUCCCGUGCUGACGGCCUUUCUGGAGACGCAGGGGGCGCUGGUGGGCCUCAUCCACUGCUCCGUGUCCAGCGAGCCCCCCUCCACGCUGGUGCUGGCCCGGGGGCGCGUGGUGCUGGCCUCCUCGGAGGCGGGUGGGCAGGACCCGCGCCUCAGCGUCGCCUCCGGGCCCAACUCCCUGCGUGUGGAGCUCCGGGACCUGCAGCCCGCAGACAGGGGGCAGUACCGCUGCGUGGCCACCAACACCCUGGGGAAGGCCUCCUCCACCCUGGACUUCCGUGACCUGGCAGUGCGCCUCCUCAUCAGCCCGGCUGCGGAGGUGGUGGAGGGACAGGCGGUGACCCUGACCUGCAGGAGAGGCCUGCGCCCCACGCCCGACACCCGCUUCUCGUGGUACCGGAAUGGGGUCCUGCUUCUUGAGGGGCCCAGCAGCAGCCUCCAGCUCCCGGCCGCCUCCAGCGCCGACGCCGGCUCGUACCACUGCCGGGCCCGGGACGGUGACAGCGCCGGCGGCACCUCCUUGGCUGCCGUCCUGACAGUGCUCUACGCCCCCCGCCGGCCAACCUUCACUGCCCAGCUGGACCCCGAAGCCGCCGGCCGCCACGGGCUGCUGCUGUGCCGCGUGGACAGCGACCCCCCCGCCCUGCUGCGUCUGCUCCGAGGGUCCCGCGUGCUGGCCUCUUCCCCGGGCUCCUGCGGGGGCUGCCCCUCGCGCCUGAAGGUCACUCGCGGCCCCAACCUGCUCCGCGUGGAGAUCGAGGACCCCGUGCUGGAGGACGAGGGCGCAUACCUGUGCGAGGCGACCAACGCCCUGGGCAACGCCUCUGCCUCGGCGACCUUCGAUGGCCGGGCCACGGUCCUGCUGGUCACCCCCAGCCACGUGCUGCAGGAGGGCAGCACGGCCACCCUGACCUGCACCGUGAGCAGAGACGCCCGCGCGGGCGCCGCCAAUGUUUCCUGGUUCCGGAACGGGCUGCCGUGGGCGCAGGGCCCUCAGCAGACAGUGACCCUGCAGCCCGUGGCCAGGAGGGACGCAGCCCUGUAUGCCUGCCGCGUGCUGGCGGAGGAGGGCGGCCAGCCCUCGGCCCCCGUGGUCCUGAGCGUGACGUACCCCCCGGACCCACCCAAGCUGUCCGCGCUCCUGGACGUGGGCCAGGGACGCACGGCCCUGUUCGUCUGCACCGUGGACAGCCAGCCGCCCGCCCAGCUCUCCCUGUUCCACGGGGAGCGCCGCCUGGCCACCAGCCCGAGGGCCCAGCUCCCACCCAGUGACCGCCUGCAGCUCAGAGUCACAGCCAACUCCCUGCAGCUCGAGGUUCGAGAGCUGGGCCUGGAGGACUCCGGCAGCUACCGCUGCGAGGCCACAAAUGUCCUGGGGUCAGCCAAUACCUCCCUCUUCUUCCAGGUCCAAGGGGCCUGGGUCCACGUGUCCCCGUCCCCGGAGCUCCAAGAGGGCCAGGCUGUGGUCAUGAGCUGCCAGGUGCCCCUGGGGACCCCCGAGGGAGCCUCCUACCACUGGUACCGGGACGGCCGCCUCCUGCCGGACUCCACCUCGGCCAGCCUCCGCUUUGCCGCCGUGACUGUGAGCCAGGCUGGGGCCUACCACUGCCAGGUGCAGGUCCCGGCCUCGGCCAGCACCAGCCUGGCCACGCCGGUCAGCCUCCACGUGACCCAUGCCCCGCGCCAGCUGGCACUCACCACCCUGAUGGACACGGGCCCCCGGCGCCUGGGCCUCCUCCUGUGCCAGGCCCACAGUGACCCUCCGGCCCAGCUGCGCCUGCUCCACGGGGACAACCUGGUGGCGUCCACCCUGCGGGGGCCGGAGGAACCUGCCAGCCGCUCCCCCCGGCUGCAGGUGACCGUGGCCCCCAACGCACUGCGCCUGGAGAUCCACAACGCCACCCUGGAGGACGAGGGUGUCUACAGCUGCCAGGCCACCAACACCCUGGGCCAGGCCUCGGCCUCAGCCAGCUUUGACGCGCAGGCCGUGAGUGUGCAGGUAUGGCCCACGCUGGCCGUGCAGGAGGGGCAGCUGGCGAACCUGACCUGCCAGGUGUGGGCCUCCCGGCCGGCCCAGCUCACCUACACCUGGUACCGGGACGGGCAGCAGCGGCCGGGCGCCCGCUCCAUCGUCCUGCCCAACGUCACCGUGGCCGACGCGGCCUCUUACCACUGCAGCGUGGCCCUCCCUGGCCAGGCCCCCCGCGUCUCCAGGCCCGUGGCCCUGGACGUCGUCUAUGCCCCCCGGAACCUCCGCCUGACCUCCCUGCUAGAGAGCCGCGGCGGGAGGCUGGCCCUGGUACAGUGCACGGUGGACAGCCGCCCGCCUGCACAGCUGGCCCUCAGCCACGCCGGCCGUGUCCUGGCCGCCUCCACCGCAGCCUCCAGCCCCAACGCCCUGCUCCUUGAGCUGCGCGAGCCAGGCCCCGACCAGGAGGGUCGGUACAGCUGCUCCGCCCACAACCCCCUCGGCCAGGCCUCUGCGUCCCUGGAGCUGCAGCUUGAGGUCACUCAGGUGACACUGGCCCCCUCGGCCGCCGUGCCCGAGGGGACUCCCGUCACGGUGACCUGUGAAGACCCAGCCGCCCACCCACCCACCCUCUACACCUGGUAUCACAACGGCCGGUGGCUGCGGGAGGGGCCCUCGACCACCCUCUCCUUCCCCCGGGUCUCCCGGGCUCAUGCCGGGGCCUACAUGUGCCAGGGCCAGGAUGCCCAGGGCAGCCGCAGCUCCCGGCCCACAGCCCUGCGCGUGCUCUAUGCACCUCGGGACGCUGUCCUGUCCUCCUUCCGGGACUCGAGGGCCAGCCCCGCGGCCGUGGUGCAGUGCACGGUGGACAGCGAGCCCCCCGCCGAGCUGACCCUGGCCCACCACGGCCAGGUGCUGGCCACCAGCGCUGACGGGGCGGUGGGCACAGGCCGGGUCCAGGUGGCCCGCAACGCCCUGUGGCUGCAAGUGAAAGACACGCCCCUGGGGGACGGGGACACGUACGUGUGCACAGCCCGCAACCUGCUGGGCUCCGUCAGCACCAGGCGGCUGCAGGCAGAGGGUGUGCGCGUGGUGGCAGAGCCGGGGCUGGACGUGCCCGAGGGGGCAGCGCUGAACCUUAGCUGUCAGCUGCCCGGUGGCCAGGGCCCGGGGGAGAACGCCACCUUCUCCUGGCUCUGGAACGGCCGGCAGCUGCGUGCGGAGCCCCAACCCACCCUCGCCUUCUCCCACGUGGCCCGCGGCCAGGCCGGGGCGUACCAGUGCCGGGCCAGGCUCCCCGCAGGGACAGCCACCUCCGCCGCCGUCCUGCUCCGAGUGCUCUACCCUCCGGACACGCCCACAAUGACGGUCUUCGUGGAGGCGGAGGGUGGCGCCCAGGGCAUCCUGGACUGCCGGGUGGACAGCGAGCCCCUCGCCAGCCUCACCCUCCACCUGGACGGACAGCUGGUGGCCUCCAGCCAGCCCCGGGGCGGCCCUGCCCAGCCUCACACACGCGUCUCGGCCUCCCCCAACGCCCUGAGGGUGGCCGUGGAGGCGCCUCGGGCGGGCGACCAGGGCCAGUACGUGUGCACAGCCUCCAACGCGCUGGGCUCGGCCUCGGCCUCCGCCUACUUUGGAGCCAGAGCCCUGCAGCGCCUGCACCUGUUCCAGUGGCUACUCUGGGCGCUGGGGCUGCUGGCGGCCAUCCUGCUGCUCCUGCUCGUCCUGGGGGCCUCCUGCCUGUGGAGACGGCACUCUUGCUCUUGCAGAAGGAGGCUUUGCCGCCAGACGAACGUGGGUGAGAGCUCGGUGGAGAUGAUGUCUCCCAAGGAGACCUUGCAGCUCUUGGAUCCUGGGCGGCCGCACCUCUGAGCUCGUCCUGUUCUUGGCUGCUGAGUGACUUCCUUCUCAGGAGGAAAGGGGAGCCGGAUUCUCUGAGGACCUCUGUGAACGAGGCUGGGUGGGUGGGUCCUGCCGGCCUCUGUGGAAACAAUGGGGUGAUGGUUGGGUUUCUACGACCUGACCCAAACCUCUGGCCUGAAGAAAUAUGGGCAGCGGGUGGAAGAGGCGGACAAGGAUGCCCCCAAGAGCGGCGCCUUCAGGGGAGGCUGGAGAGAAACGAGUUGUUGUGUUCCCACGUCUCUUCCUCUCUUCUCUGCAUCACACCUCUUCGUGUCCCUCCCACUGCACGGUCUCGUCAUACCGUCCUCCUCUGACC